AUUAACUAAACCUGGUUUCGCUACAACGACAAGUCGUCUGCUGCCACUACAUAGUGAACCAGGAGGAUUAAAACCCCGCUACGAGCAACAAAGUUUGUGACUUUUUUGAGUUCUUUUCAUAAACUCUCUCUCCCUCUUUCUCAAUUUGGUCCUCAUUACUUAUAUGGUAAAAUGGAGAACAGAGUUGCUAAUCAGCUCCCUGAAGUAGACUCUUUGCCAGAUGGGUUUGUUGACAGCUCAAUGGAACCCGUGGCUCCUCAAACUCCAACUUCAGAGCAAGAGAAGCCAGUCAGCGACUGCAAGGAGGAUAGUAUUGGUAAAGUGGAUCAUGUGAGUGAAGCAUUACAGGAGUUGGCUGCAAAUGAGUCUCAAACCAGUCAGAAUGGUACCGAGAAGCCUGAAAAGAUGAGAAAUUUCCCUGUUCCAUUGUCUGAUAUUGAUGGAUGUGAUGCUUCAGUGCACUUGGUAGUUGAGCCUGAUCAGGGCGCGUGGCAGGAAGAGGGUACACUUACCAAGCCUGUUUUAGAUGAUUUAGUUCCUGAGGCUUCUGUUGGGGUGUCCAGAUGCAGCGAGGUAAUCGAAGUUCAAGGGAGUUCUCAAAGUUCAGAUAGAUCCACUCAAGGAGGUUUGGACUCACAAGCCACUGGUGUAAAAGAAAUAUCUUCAUCAGAAAGCACUGAGUUACAGAAAGGCAGAAAAGUAGAAGCUACUGAAACAAAACGUAAGAAUGCAAAACGAACCUUCAAGUCAGAAAAGGAGUUUCUGGAGUUCACUUUGAAGUAUCAACAAGUGCUUACUGAAAGAGAUGCUGCUAUUGUUGUUCGUGAUAAGCUUGAGUCGCUGUGCAGAGAGUUGCAACGCCAGAAUAAAAUGUUGAUGGAUGAAUGCAAACGGGUAUCAACAGAGGGGCAACAUUUGAGAUUGGAUUUAUCAACCAAAUUCCAAGAUGCAAUAAAGGACGUGAGCAACAGGCUAGAAGAGCAGAAGGAGGAAUCUCUCACUCAGUUGAAGGAGAAUGAGAUGUUAAGAAAAAAGCUGAAGGAAUUUGCUGAUCAGUAUGCCAUUUCUGAACAGCAAAAUGCACAAAAGUUAAAGCAGAAAACACUGGAACUUCAGAUUGCUGAUUUGAAGAUCAAACAGCAUGAAGAAAAAUUAGUUCAGGAGCAGUCACAGAUGAAAAUAUAUGCAGAACAGGUGUCCCAAUUAUUGGCAACUGAAAAGACUUUGCGUUUGCAGUUGACAGCAGAUGGAGACAAGUUCCAACAAUUCCAGGAAGCGUUGGUAAAGAGCAAUGAGGUUUUUGAAACAUUUAAGCAAGAGAUUGACAAGAUGGCAAAAUCGAUCAAGGAACUCAAGAAAGAAAAUACAUUCUUGAAGAGCAAGAGCGAGAAAUCAGAUGUUAUGCUGAUUGAGCUUGUUGAUGAGAGAGAGAAGUUGAAGAAACAACUGGAUAAAACAAGGAAUCAAAAAGAAAAGCUGGAGUCACUGUGCCGAUCACUCCAGGCAGAGAGAAAGCAGAAUAAAACUGGGAGCAACAGCAGUGAUUCAGUCCCAGCCUGAUUAUUAUCGAUCCUCUACCUGAUUAUUAUUGAUCCAUGCUUUAAUCUCAUUGUGAAUUUUGGAAUAUUGUUUCAAAUUUUAUUAUGUUUUGUGUCGGCUUUGGUUUCUUAUUGAGGGGAUUCGCAGUGAUCAAAUGUAACCAACCCUUUAUGAGUAGUUUGCUUUUUUCGUGA
Molecule: messenger RNA, 1733 nt
Organism: Populus trichocarpa (black cottonwood)
Lineage: Eukaryota; Viridiplantae; Streptophyta; Magnoliopsida; Malpighiales; Salicaceae
Exons: 12
Coding region: 172-1560 (462 amino acids)
Molecular function (GO): syntaxin binding
Source: RefSeq, a predicted model, not a curated record